AUGAGCAACAAACAAUCCAUGAAUCAGAAACUAUUUCUAUGGCUGGCUGCGUGUAUUCUUUACAUAGGAGUGGCUCUCUGCGAUCAAGAAGCACCUAAGAAGGGGCCCUUUGCAGAGUACAUAAAAAUAGAAAGAGCCCCAAAUACUAUAAACGAGUCCAUAAAACUUUUACUGAGCAAAGCGUUUAAGCUAUCUAACAGCAUAGUAGAGUUUCUUUUUUCGUUCAAAGUCAUAAAAGAAGCGCUGAAGCCAGGCAUGUUCAGCAAAGUGAUGCUUGCAGUAAAGAUAGGGGUGUGCAUCAACUUUAUAUUCAAUUUCAGCACGAACAGAGAGAAUGCACUGAAGCCCGUUGUAGAAGACCUCAAAGUGCUGGAGGCAGCAAAAACAAAGAAAGCUAAGAAGGAGGAAGAGGAGGAAGAGGAAAUAAGACGCAUAGCCCAGCAGUACAAAGUUAAAAAUGCCAACAGAAAAGACCUCGCAUACCAUAAGAACGAGGUUAGCAACAACGGCCAACUAAUGAUGUUUAGCAAAAAACCCAUAGACAGAUCAGAGGAAAGCGCAGGGAGGAACAGAGAAAAUGCAGAUGAAAAUAUAAAUAUACUUACAAAAGACACUAUGGCCUCAAAAGUGAUCAGAUUCGUUACGCUCUUCUCAAUUAACAUGGCGUAUGCGAUAUCGCUCUUCAACUCAUUUAUUUUUUUAUUUGUAACACUCACUGUCCUCGCAAACUACCUGGUGGGCUCUUCUCUGUAUCUGUUCUUGUACAACAACUGCUAUUAUGCAUACAGCUUCUUUAACAUUGCCGUUAGAGUGCUGGAAAGCCUGUCUUAUAGAAACGGCGUUGUGUUCACAGGAUGCCUUGUGGUCUUUGGAAGGUCGCUCAGCGAGUACUACAACGCAUUCUGUCUAGACAACAGGAAAAAAAGAGCAGUAAAGCUCCAUGACGUAAACUUGGGGCUGAUAAAAAACACCAUUGUAAAAGCGCUCUUUAUUCUGCUGGCUGUGAAGUUCAACCUCAGCAUUCUACUGAUAUUCAUAGACCCUACACUUACAGCUGUUAUCUCAGACAAGGUUUUCAGCUUCCUGCUAGACCAGUUUGUGGGGGAGAAAAGAGUGAAAAAGAUACGAGAGACACUGGAAGACACAAUUGACUACGAUAAGGAGGUGCUAAUAUGCAAAAUCAUAUCUGCCAUAGGCUUCUCUAUAUCAGCAGUUUUCCUGGUCUAUCUGGUUGGGAUAGCUGUGAACUCUCCAAAUGUUAUUAACUUUUUCCUGCAGGAGAGCGAGAUUUGGCAUCUGGGAAACAGCAGCGCAAGCCCGCUUUUAGAAGCACAAGUAUAA
Molecule: messenger RNA, 1341 nt
Organism: Nematocida minor
Lineage: Eukaryota; Fungi; Microsporidia
Exons: 1
Coding region: 1-1341 (446 amino acids)
Source: RefSeq, a predicted model, not a curated record